Phaeodactylum tricornutum CCAP 1055/1 is the source of this 1699-nucleotide messenger RNA. RefSeq lists its product with no specific name. The coding region runs from base 101 to 1699 and encodes 532 amino acids. The transcript has 2 exons. The record is from RefSeq and is a predicted model, not a curated record. NCBI's taxonomy places the organism in Eukaryota, Bacillariophyta, Bacillariophyceae, Surirellales, Neidiaceae.
CUGUACCGUUUGGUUCCAAAGUACUGGCGAUUUCAAAGAUCUUUCGAAGUCAAUCAGCUGACAGCGGUUCCUCGGAACGAUUUUCAGCUCAAGUCCCAAAAUGACCUCGAGCAGGACCAUGAGCCAACUUUCGACAGAAGACGUCAACGAAGAAACUCAAAAACGUUCUGAAGAAGACAUUUGCAAUAUUUACCCAGUGAUUGUAUUACCCCGGAUACGCAGCGGACGGGUUACCUGGUUUGCUGCAUAUCAGCUUCGCAUGGUGGCAAUACUACAGAAACAUUCGAGAAAUAGCACGCCGAGCUCAAGGUUUCCUCGCGCGGUUUGGCCAUUCUUGUUUUGCGUGGUUAUAGGUCUAAUGCUUUUGACAACGCAAUGGUGGCUAUUACUCUCGCCCGUUGAUAGCAGUCUGUCGGAGUAUAGGGCUUACCUAUCUACAAAGGAAUAUCUUCGACCCACAAGCGCUUACUUGUCAGCCGUCCGUGAAAGCCCCGAUAUCCUGUAUUUUACAAGUCGCCCUCCUGAUCCUAUACCCUUGUUUUCGGUCGAAUCGAUUCCCAUCCUGCAACGUCAUGCCUGUAUUGCCAAAAUACGUGAACAGCAUGAUAAGGUAUAUGCCUCGUUCGAACGGAUAGGAAUGAGUGAUCGAGCAUUGUUGGUAGAUCCUGCCUAUCACAGCAAUGUGGGAGAUCAUAUGAUCACGCUGGGGGAACUGGAAAUGCUGAGGAAAUUAGGAUACGGUACGCUUGAUGAACCUAGCGCAAAGGUGGCGCAAUGCAGCUUCUUACAGGCUGGGAACUACGCGCCUCCCUGCCAUCAUUUCAGCACUGGAGGGGCGCUUUCCAACAUCAUAUCCAUAUCAAACCCACCGCUGGCUUUUUGGCAUGGAGGAGGUAACUGGGGAGAUAUGUGGCCCGAUAUACAAAUUGCCAGGAUGAAAUCCAUGGAACCAUUGCUUAGGAGCAAUUACACGAUCAUUUCCAUGCCACAAAGUUUGUACUUCCAAAAGUCGAGCAGAGAGCAAGAAUUCACCUCUAUACUGAAGAAGCACAUUGAGCUUGGUUUGGGAGCUAGUUCUACGUUGGUGGACCCGCGCGAGGGUCGUAGGCAGACCGCUUCGCGGGUUGUGCUUUCGUGGCGUGAGCACGAAAGCUACGACAUAGCCCAACGGCUGUACCCCUUCGCCACCCACAUUCUAGUGCCUGAUAUUGCGUUCCAGCUCGGACCGUACUCGCCGGUAGCAUCGCAAGAAGACUUUUUAAAGGUUGAUUUGGUCUUGCUCCUUCGAGAUGAUCGCGAGUCCAUGUACGCCACUCAACGCAAUCGGCGAGCCGUUCGUGAUAUUCUGUCUGACCUACCGAACGGUCAGAGGCUAUCGUUUUCUAUUGUGGACUGGACAGACCGCUCGGACCGAUUUGCCUCUAAAGACAUCCUUUUCACGAGUUCCGCCAUUCAACUUUUGAGUAUGGGGAAAGUGGUCGUGUGCGACCGACUUCACGCGGCGAUUCUAUCAUACUUGUCCGGAAUUCCGUUCGUCUACCUUGAACAGCGGACGGGGAAAAUUACGAAAACUCUUCAGGUUGCGUUUGAGCUGAACGAGACUUGCUUGGAUGGAUCGAAAGCCAUGUGGUCUCAAGCGUACAAUCUGAGUGAUGCCGUUCGCCAAGGUGUAGAGUUCCUUGAUCGCUAUAGGCUUUAA